GCAGACAGACACAGAUUUAGUCAAAACAAUAUGGCCAUAUUAGGCAUAGCCAUUUUCAUCCUUGUCUUUAUCCUUGAUUACUCUGCGUGUGAGAGGAGGUUAAUACUUGCAAAGGUUGGUGAAGAUGUUUCAAUUACCUGUCCUUGCCCGACAUUCAUACCGUGUGAGGCUAAUUUCAUUCGCUGGAUGAAAGUCGCUGUGAAUGGCAGUGUGACAAUUAUAAACACCGGCUGUGGACAAUCUUGUCGAAUCUCUCAGAAAAUUGUCAACAAUUCCCAAAUUGAGUUGACUAUUCAACGGGUGACGAGAGAUGAUGAGGGGCGAUAUUACUGUGACAAGAACACGGCAUCGGUUCUCACAUUUAGAGGAAAGGCUACAUAUCUUCAAAUUAAAGAUGAGAGCUGGAGCAACAGGAGUGAAGUGACUUUGUUGAGAGAAUUCAAAAGAUCUACAAUGAAACCAAAUUUAUAUGAGCUUCAACAUGGAUCUCUGCUAUGCCUUGUGACUGGUUUGCUCUCUCCGAAUAUCAUCAUCAUGUGGCAUUCAUCCCACGGACGAGUGGCAUCUGGUCAGACCUGGGUAUCUGACACAAGCAAAGGUUUCACUGCUGGAAGCCGGCUACAAAUAAAUGUGACCACUGGCAAGAACCUCCACAUUACCCAGAAUGCCAAGGGGCCUGGAGAGGAAUGGUGGUGUGAGGUGCAUCAUGACAACUUCACAUUGAGUGCCAUGUCUUCUCUGGACAAUAAUACAGAGUGGUGUUCUGCUGUGUGUGUUCCAGAGUGGUGUUCUGCUGUGCUGUAUGCGGUCGUGUCUCUUGUCCUGCUGUGUGUGUUUUCUCUGGUCCUACUCACCUCUCACUGGUUCCUGCACUCACACAGAGGAGUUUCAGUCACCACCAGCUCACCUUCUCAGGAUGGUGCUGGCUCAGGAGCGAGAUUACAGCUCACCCAACUUCCCACAUCCACAGGACAACCUUCAAACAGUGGUUCAGAAGUGUACAGCGUCCUAAAAUAUCAUUCUCACAAUACAGUGUCUUCAUCUGCUCAUCAAAGUGAUGUGUCAACCAGUGUGACAUACUCUGCCCUGAGCUUUCAGCAGCCGCCACCAAGACCUGGGAGACGACGCAGAGAGAAAAACAGAGACUGGCACGCUCACAUUUACAGCACAGUUCACACUCAUGACACGUGAAUGAUUUGGUGAAUUAAGGCGAUAAAAAGAGAAAUACAAAGGCACCGGACCACAGGAUGCUCUGCAAGAGUGCAAGCUUUACAAUUUACUCUCACUUACUCUCACUUCAAAUAAUUACUUUAAAGUCAAUAUUCUGUAUGAUAUUGCGCAUUGGUUACUUGGUCAA
Messenger RNA from Alosa alosa (allis shad), 1357 nucleotides. RefSeq lists its product as uncharacterized. The record is from RefSeq and is a predicted model, not a curated record. NCBI's taxonomy places the organism in Eukaryota, Metazoa, Chordata, Actinopteri, Clupeiformes, Clupeidae. Bases 31 to 1191 code for a protein of 386 amino acids. The transcript is spliced from 9 exons.